AUGAUUGACGCUGCCAGUGCUCUCUUAAGUACCCUCGAUAUGGCUGUAGUGCCAUCCGCCACCGAAAAUGGCAAUGACGCCCCUCCCAAUAGCCAUGCCACGGGAGCCAAUAUUCCUGUUCACUUGCUUUCCGAUGGUCAACGGUCUGCUUUCGAGUUUUUCCUUGGCUUUUACGCGUUCACAUUUGUGAAUGCGACAGCUACUUUUGGUUUAACUCCACAGACUGCGAACAUGAUCCAUCGGAUUCCUUUCAUGUUUCCACCUCACGGGAAUAAACUCAAGUUUCUCCGCGGUUGCGAAGACUGGACAAUGCUCAUCAUUCUCGACAUUGUUAUUCUCAGGGAUUGGAAGGAGAAAGCGCUACAAGCUGGUAGGCUCAGCAUCCGAGAAUUGAAUUCUCGUGCUGCUCUUAUUGAGGAGAAGCUCCAGGAAGGAAUUACACGCAGCAGUCUCUCUAAAACCUCCGCCACGGCCGCUGAUGACAAUAACAGGCGGAGGUCUACGACGCCCUCUACUCCACCGACUCCUUCAUUGCCCUCUGAAAUAUUCGAGGAGGAAGUUCGCAUGAUGACCAGCUCUUUUAUUCACGGAGCAUUGGUAUUUCUCAACGUUGUGGUCUCCGGAUUCUACCCCAACAUUACUGAGAUUAAAUCCUCCGUACUCGAAACCCUCACGGCACUAGAGUACAUGCGCGCUCGCUCAGUGGUCAAUAUUCCUUCUUGGCCAUAUUUUGUUGCAGGAUGCUUAGCACAGGAGACAGAAUAUCCUCGAUUCCGUGCACUCGUCACACCAUUCGUGCCAGGAAAAGUUCCUUUGGUAAUGACUAUGUGGUCAUUGGAGGUUUUGGAAGAAUGCUGGAAGGUUAGAGCAUCUCAACCAGAAGAACAAGAGACCUGCAGCUGGGUCACUGCUAUGAAAAAUCGGGGCACCCGAUAUUUAUUGUUGUGA
This is a messenger RNA of Exophiala bonariae, 948 nucleotides long. RefSeq lists its product as uncharacterized. Lineage: Eukaryota; Fungi; Ascomycota; Eurotiomycetes; Chaetothyriales; Herpotrichiellaceae. The coding region runs from base 1 to 948 and encodes 315 amino acids. The transcript has 2 exons. The record is from RefSeq and is a predicted model, not a curated record.